AUGGCAAAUCGCAGCCAAACCUCUCGAAACUAUCUUCGCGAUCGCUGGACACGAGAACACUAUCCGGAUAGCCUAGAGACGACUCUAGGCCGUUCGCGUCCGCAAUCUUCUACACAGGAGUCGCGGGGAGGAGGCCAUGAUGAGGAUGGAGAAGAAGAUGCGGCCGACGACAUGGAGCUCAGCGAGAUGUCAGUACCAGCACCCAUGCAGCCAGAGGAUACCAGACGACCAUCAUGGGAAGAGGCGGUGCGACAAGUGAGCAGACACUCGCAUGAACAAGGCGAGCGUCAAGAAGACAUGAACCUGACGGAGAUGACGGUGCCGCCACCUGCACGACCAGAGGAUCCUCGAGAACCAUCUUCAGAAGGGGCACUGAGUAGACUGAGCAGCGGAGGCAAAAGCCGCGGUGAGCAAAACUUGGGCGAAGUCGCAGCACCAGAACGCAUGGCUGGUCGAGAGAAGCCAUCGGAUGAAGAGACGGCAGGAGGCUCCUCGAACCACCAGAGCCUCGAAGAGCAACAAGAGCAGAAAUCGGCCGCGGGUCUUGAUUCCUCUCCAUUGAAGCCAGCGCCUUUUGUCGCAGAAGUCUUCACGAUCGGAUGGUUGAUAUUGUUCUCGCUGCUCGGUACACUGGCUCGACUGGGCGUCGAAGCCAUCACGCUGUACCCGAACUCGCCCUUCACUUCGCGAGUUUUGUGGGCGAAUCUGGGCGGAUCGCUAACCAUGGGCUUUCUGGCGGAAGACCGACGUCUGUUUCGACAGGAAUGGGGCUCGUUCGACCCUGGAGCUUCUGCAGCUGCGCACGGAAAGACCAAAAAGACCAUUCCACUCUAUAUCGGUCUGACUACGGGCUUCUGCGGAAGUUUCACAUCCUUUUCCUCGUUCAUUCGGGACUGCUUCCUGGCCCUGACGAACGCUCUGGAAUCUCCGUCACCCACGUCUCCGUAUCAUGUCGAACCGACCAUUGCGUCGAGAAACGGCGGCUUUUCGUUUCUCGCGCUUCUGGCCAUCAUGAUUGUGCAUCCGGCCAUUUCUCUGGCGGCCCUGCAGGUCGGGGCACAGCUGGCUUUGCUUCUUCAGCCCGUGACGCCGACGAUUCCAAUAAAGUUCACUCGAACGGUUCUGGAUCCCUUGGGCGUCGUGCUUGGGUUUGGCUGCUGGCUUGGAGCGGUGUUUUUGGCGAUUUGGCCGCCGGGUAAUGACAUCCACUGGCGGUUUCGAGCAGUCCAUCCACUCGUGUUUGCCCCAGUAGGGUGUCUCCUCCGCUUCUACGUGUCGAAGCACUUGAACGCCGUCAUCCCCUCGUUUCCGCUGGGGACGUUCGCGGUCAACAUCUUUGGCACGGCCGUGCUGGGCAUGGCAUUUGAUCUGCAGCAUGCCAGCAAUGUGGGAGCGUCCAGCCCUAAUGCGUGCGCCGUCUUGCAGGGUAUCAUGGAGGGCUUCUGUGGAUGUUUGACGACGGUCAGUACGUGGGUCGCUGAGAUGCACGGCCUGAGACGGCGACAUGCUUGGAUCUAUGGGCUGACCAGCGUCGGCGUGGGACUGGGACUCAUGGUGGUGAUUAUGGGCAGUAUGGGAUGGACGGUUGGAUUCAGUCGACCGGUGUGCGCUUGA
Molecule: messenger RNA, 1614 nt
Organism: Capronia coronata CBS 617.96
Lineage: Eukaryota; Fungi; Ascomycota; Eurotiomycetes; Chaetothyriales; Herpotrichiellaceae
Exons: 1
Coding region: 1-1614 (537 amino acids)
Biological process (GO): fluoride transmembrane transport
Cellular component (GO): membrane
Molecular function (GO): fluoride transmembrane transporter activity
Source: RefSeq, a predicted model, not a curated record